AAGAAGAAGAAGAAGAAGAAGAAGAAGAAGAAGAAGAAGAAGAAGAAGAAGAAGAGGAAGAGGAAGAGGAAGAGGAAGAGGAAGAGAAAGAGGAUGAUAUGCUGAUGUAG
Messenger RNA from Eimeria maxima, 110 nucleotides. RefSeq lists its product as hypothetical. The transcript has a single exon. Lineage: Eukaryota; Apicomplexa; Conoidasida; Eucoccidiorida; Eimeriidae. The record is from RefSeq and is a predicted model, not a curated record. The annotation marks the transcript as partial.